Molecule: messenger RNA, 2423 nt
Organism: Cryptomeria japonica (Japanese cedar)
Lineage: Eukaryota; Viridiplantae; Streptophyta; Pinopsida; Cupressales; Cupressaceae
Product: UDP-glycosyltransferase TURAN
Exons: 16
Coding region: 186-1856 (556 amino acids)
Cellular component (GO): endoplasmic reticulum
Molecular function (GO): mannosyltransferase activity
Source: RefSeq, a predicted model, not a curated record
CGUUUGAAUUUCACAGGAUAAAUACCAUCCACAACGGUAUAUAUUUUGACUAACUCGUUUGUUGCCUUUCAGAAAUUCCAUUUCAUCUUCCUAUUUCAAAAUCUUUCGAAGUAAAAUCAAAAUGCCGAAGAAGUUUGUUGAAAAUUCAUAUCGAAGACAUGUUGUUCGUCUUGUGAAAAGGGGUUAUGAAGAAGGAAAUGUGCUGUUAUAAUACAUUUGGUUCUAAAUUUUGCCUCGGUUUCAGAAACAUACAAGCAAUCUAUAUAUCAACCACAAAGCAUUUGCCAUUAUAUCUGGUAAAAAUGGAAAAGAAGGGCCGAGCAGCUGUUGUUGUGCUUGGUGACUUGGGACGCAGUCCUCGGAUGCAAUAUCAUGCCCUCUCUCUUGCACGGCAGGCUUUCUUUGAGGUUGAUAUUAUUGCAUAUUCAGGAACUGAACCACAUGGUGCUGUGUUGGAACAUCCAUCUAUUCAUCUACAUUUGAUGCGGCAACCCAUUCCCCAGGGUCUACCACGAUUUCUCUAUCUCUUGGCACUUCCUUUAAAAACGAUGUUACAAUUCGCUAUUCUAAUUUGGUACAUCUGUUUUAAGAUACCUACCCCAGAUUUAUUCCUUGUACAGAAUCCCCCUUCUGUCCCUACCUUGAUUGCUGUAAGAUGGGCAUGUUGGAUAAGAAAGUCUGCCUUCCUUAUUGAUUGGCAUAAUUUUGGUUAUACUUUACUGGGUUUGACUCUUGGGAAAUCGCAUCCUCUGGUGAAGUUAUACCAUUGGUGUGAGAAGCAUUAUGGGAAAAUGGCUGAUGGAUGUUUGUGUGUUACAAAAGCCAUGCAACAUGAACUGGCUCAAAACUGGGGCAUAAAAGCAACUGUUGUGUAUGACCGUUCUCCUGAAUUUUUCCGUCCUACAUCACUGAAAGAGAAACAUGAGUUGUUUUGCAGACUGAAGAAGGCUAUUGCAAGUCCGUUUGCCAUCCAUGAUUGUUGCAGUUACACUGAAACAGUGGAUCAAAGCAUAGAAAUUGUUUCUAGAGUAGAAGAUGGAAAAAGUUUAACCGGCAGGACUGAUAGUACUGGUACUUCAUAUCCAAGAAUAGCAGAUUUUGAUAUCACUCCUGAUCAAGUUGAGCAGACACUUGUUACAGAUCGUGUGGUCAGGAUGGAGAGUCAGUUUGAUAAUGAUGAGGAUAGCAUUUUGUUGAAAGAAAACAGACCAGCUGUUAUUGUCAGCAGCACCAGCUGGACUCCAGAUGAAGAUUUUGGCAUGCUUUUAGAGGCAGCUAUUAUGUAUGAUAGGCGUGUUGCUGCUAUUUUAAAUGAAUGUGAUUCUGCAUCAGAGGAAAGCCUUUGGGAGGACUUUUCCAAGGGAAAGAAGUUUUCAUUCCCAAGGUUGCUUUUUAUCAUUACAGGGAAAGGACCAGAAAGGGAAAAGUAUGAAGAGAAGAUAAGGAAGUUACAUCUGAAGCGUGUAGCUUUUCGUACCAUGUGGUUGUCUGCAGCUGACUAUCCUAUAUUGCUUGGAUCAGCAGAUCUAGGUGUUUGCCUACAUACUUCUUCAUCUGGAUUAGAUCUCCCAAUGAAGGUUGUAGAUAUGUUUGGAUGUGGAUUACCAGUUUGUGCUAUUUCAUAUUCAUGUAUCAAGGAGCUUGUGAAAGUUGAUGAAAAUGGCAUUUUAUUUGCUUCAGCUUCGGAAUUGGCUGAUCAACUCUUGGAACUAUUCAAAGGCUUUCCAGACUCUUGUGAUUCACUAUUUUUACUAAGAAAAGGGGCUCUCGCAACAGGGUCAGCUGCAAAAUGGGCCAGUGAAUGGGAAGAACAUGUCAUGCCUCUUUUAACAGAGGUCAUGAAGAGAAGGCUGUGAUCAAGCUUCUUAGUUUAGGGAGGCAUUCUGAAGCUCAACACUGAAACUUGAUGCAUAUAUCAAGUUUCAAUCGAAGUACCACAAUAUUUACCAAUAUCUUGGAAAUAUUGUUUGUCCGUCAUAUUGAUUUGAUGGUUUUUGCAGCCAUGAAGUAGCAAAUUACAUGCAUUAAGCUGUGCAGGAAGUCAUUUGGGUGGGAAGUUGAAUUUGUAUGAUCUUUAAAGAAUUUCUUUGACAAACUUUCCUGGGAAAUUUGUGCCAUCAUUUUUCAAAUGAAUAUUUUUCUGGAUUUUUGCAGAGUUCCUGAAUUAUAUGCAACAUUUUAUUUGUUUUAGGUUUGCUUACUGGAUAGAAUAAAACUUGGAGGUUUGCAGAACAUUAGCAAUAAAUCUGAGCUUUUAAAAAAUUUAGUUUCAAGUGCUCAGUCUAAACUGCUGCUAUCUUGUACUCAAUAGGUUGACAACGUAUGGGUGGUAUAAGCUCUUCCUAUUUCAAAUACUCUAUGAAUAGAAAUGUAUGUGAAAAUUAUAGAAAUUAAUAUAAAAAAUAGAUUGCUCGUUUUCCAUA